Messenger RNA from Fusarium pseudograminearum CS3096, 993 nucleotides. RefSeq lists its product as uncharacterized. NCBI's taxonomy places the organism in Eukaryota, Fungi, Ascomycota, Sordariomycetes, Hypocreales, Nectriaceae. Gene Ontology annotation, biological process: tricarboxylic acid cycle; malate metabolic process. Gene Ontology annotation, molecular function: L-malate dehydrogenase (NAD+) activity. Bases 1 to 993 code for a protein of 330 amino acids. The transcript is spliced from 7 exons. The record is from RefSeq and is a predicted model, not a curated record. Gene Ontology annotation, cellular component: cytoplasm.
AUGGUCAAGGCUGUUGUUGCUGGCGCCUCUGGUGGCAUUGGCCAGCCCCUCUCUCUCCUCCUCAAGACCUCUCCUCACAUUGACGAGCUCGCCCUGUACGAUGUCGUCAACACCCCCGGUGUCGCUACCGAUCUCUCUCACAUCUCCUCCCGCGCCAAGACCACUGGCUACCUUCCCGCCAACGAUGGCGCUAAGGCUGCCUUCAAGGACGCUGACAUUAUUGUCAUCCCCGCUGGCAUUCCUCGCAAGCCUGGAAUGACCCGUGAUGAUCUCUUCAAUAUCAAUGCUGGCAUUGUCAAGGGUCUCAUCGAGGUCGCUGCUGAGGUCGCCCCCAAGGCUUUCAUCCUCGUCAUCUCCAACCCAGUCAACUCGACUGUCCCCAUCUCUGCCGAGGUCCUCAAGGCCAAGGGUGUUUUCAACCCUCAGCGUCUCUUUGGUGUCACCACCCUCGACAUCGUCCGUGCUGAGACCUUCGUUGCUGAGAUCACUGGCAAGGCCAACCCCCAGGAGCUGACCAUCCCCGUCAUUGGUGGUCACUCUGGCGAGACCAUUGUCCCCCUCUUCAGCAAGGCCUCUCCUUCAGUUCAGAUCCCCGACGACAAGUACGAUGCUCUCGUAAACCGCAUUCAGUUCGGCGGUGACGAGGUUGUCAAGGCCAAGGACGGUGCUGGUUCCGCCACCCUGUCCAUGGCCUAUGCCGGUUUCCGAUUCGCCGAGAAGGUUCUCCGUGCCGUCAAGGGCGAGAAGGGCCUUGUUGAGCCUAGCUACGUCUACCUUCCCGGUGUUCCCGGAGGUGAGGCCAUCGCCAAGGAGACUGGCUGCGACUUCUUCUCUGUCCCCAUCGAGCUUGGUCCCAACGGUGCUGAGAAGGCCACCAACCCCUUCGAGGGCAUUACCGAGAAGGAGAAGGCUCUGCUAGCCAAGGCCACCGAGGGCCUCAAGGGCAACAUCACCAAGGGUGUCAGCUUUGUCCACAAUCCUCCCCAAAAGUGA